Messenger RNA from Caenorhabditis auriculariae, 866 nucleotides. The record is from the annotation of a GenBank genome assembly. NCBI's taxonomy places the organism in Eukaryota, Metazoa, Nematoda, Chromadorea, Rhabditida, Rhabditidae.
AUGAGUUCUUCUGGGACACAGCGUAAGUUUGCCGGAUUUCAAAAAUUACCUAAAUCUUUUUCAGGCUUUUCUCCAAUUAACAAAAAUGAUAAUACUAUCGACAAUCUUCUCAAACCUUAUAUGAAAAAGAAGAGAACGCCUAAACCGGUAAGUGCUUCUGAACACUAAUAAAAAUAAUUGAAGUUCAAAAAAUGUCAAUGGAAGUCCAUGGAAGCCGAAUUUCAGAUAAUAAACGACACUCCGCGAAAGCAGAGAAAUCGCGAAGCUGCCCGGAAAUAUCGCAAUAAGAAGGACAACUUGAUCUUUCAACUACGAGAGGUUGAGAAAGAUUUACAAGAUCUAUUUCAGAAUAAAAGAACUUCAGCAAAAUGAAACGUUGCUGGCCUUGCUCAAACAGAAAGAGGACGAAAUUCAACUACUACGAGAAGCAGUUAGUUCUGAAUUAAUAAAAAUACUUAUGGAUUCCAGAAUGGUCCCUAUAGGGGGUUAGGGGAAAAAAAUAACCCCUAUGGAAGCCGAGAAAGUGCUCCCUAUAGGGACCGGAAAAGUGGUCCCUAGAGGGGACCCUCCAAGGACAAUUAAGGUUGUCCCUAUAGGGACCCCUCUGGAGUUUCUAAGUAGUCUAAUCACAAACCCGUCAAUUUGUUAAAGCGUUCCUGAAAUGUUUCCCAAAAAUUUUCCGGUUCACUUAAAAUAUACCUAAACCAUUUCAGAAGGAAUUCCAGUGGUGUCAAUGCCUAAUGACUCAAUCUCGAAUGGCUCAAAUGUCAGGAAACAACGCAACUGAUCCCAUCGCCGACCUUCCCCUGGAAUUUUUCGGAAUGCAGCCGUCAGAAGAAGCUAACCCCUUGGAGCAACAUUAUUGA